Molecule: messenger RNA, 2413 nt
Organism: Durotheca rogersii
Lineage: Eukaryota; Fungi; Ascomycota; Sordariomycetes; Xylariales; Xylariaceae
Product: PCI domain-containing protein
Exons: 3
Coding region: 381-1718 (445 amino acids)
Biological process (GO): cytoplasmic translational initiation
Cellular component (GO): eukaryotic translation initiation factor 3 complex; cytoplasm
Molecular function (GO): translation initiation factor activity
Source: RefSeq, a predicted model, not a curated record
UUUUGCAGCAGCAUUGAAUUUGUUCGAGAUGGCAGAUCCGACGGCCCCGCAGCAGAGCGACCCCUCCGGCGCGGCACCAGACGAAAUAGACCCAGGUAAGGGAAAAAUUACACGAUCAGCUCCCCCCCCCCCGCGCCUCUUCACCCGAAGAACGAAACUCGGCAGGUCUCCAUCUCUUCCUAUCCUACCCUGACGAGUAGCCCCAUCCGCCCGGGGAACGUCCCUUACCCAUUGCCGUCGCCCUCCUCACGGUUUUGGUCGUGUGCAAUUUUCCCACACAGCCGCCGACCAUUCAGCAAUUGCUCGAGCACACCACCCAACGUUUGCACCAACUGUUGCGGCACAAUAUCGACCGUCUUCAACCACCUCAAUCGCCCAGCAUGGCGGAAAUACAACAGCAGCAGCAGCUCGUCUUUGUCGACGGCACCUUCGCCGAGUUGGCGCAGGACAUGGCCGACUACCUACACGUCGGCGACGAUGUCAAGCCCCUGCUCGAGAAAGAACAGAAGGACGAGGCUCUUAAGAAGAUCAUCGUCGCGUCCACUGCCCUCAACUCGGUACCGGAGAAGGAGUUUACCGCGGCCUACAACCUGCUCGUCUAUCUCGUCUUGCAGUCCGACAACGCCCAGAUGCUCCUCCCCCGCGUCUGCGAUAACCUCACUAGGCCUAUCACCUCCUCCCCCGUCAACGGCGCCGGACUCGCCCUCAACGCCCUCACCACCAUCUUCAACAUGCUCCCGUCCGAGAACGAAUUGCGAUACAACGUGUUCCACGCCAUACUAAAGUUCGUCAAGGCGCACGGCAUGUACGAGAGCCUCAAAAAAUACCUACCGCGGCUAGAGGACUGGUUCAAAGAGUGGGAGACUGAUAAAGAGGACCAGCGAAAGCUGUAUGAGGAAAUCGCCGAGGCCGCCAGCGAGAUCGGUGACGAAGAGUCCUCAUACGAGCAUGUCCUCAAGGCUCUACGUACCUUCGAUGACAACGAACUUAAGUCCGAGGCUGCUCAGAGACUCGCUCUCCGCGCCGUUAGAGCCGCGAUUCUGUCCCCAACCCACAACGACUUCCAAGAUCUCCUCGCCGUACCUGCCGUUCAAGCUCUCUCCGACACACAUCCCGUCUACUCCGAGUUGCUCACGAUAUUCGCCGAGAAGGACCUCGAGGACUACAACGACUUCAGAGAGGAACAUGAGGGCUUCGUCGAGAAGGAGAACCUCAAUGGCGACAAGCUGUACCGCAAGAUGAGGCUGUUGACCUUCGCAAGCCUCGCCGCGAGCACGUCGAGCCGCGAGAUACCGUACGAAAGCAUCGCCAAGGCGCUGCAGAUCCCGGUGGAGGAGGUCGAGAUGUGGACGAUCGACGUGAUCCGCGCCGGCCUCCUCGAGGGCAAGCUGUCGCAGCAGAAGAAGGUCUUCCUCGUGCAUCGGACGACAUACCGCGUGUUCGGCGAGAAGCAGUGGCGCGAGCUCGACGACCGCAUCGACGGCUGGAAGGCGGUGCUCACCAACGUCAUCGCCAACCUUCGCCGGGAGCAGGCCAACGCCGAGGCGCAGAAGAAGCGCGAAACUGAGGAUAUCGAGCGACGCCUCGCCAACACAAAUCUCGGCGGCGGUAACGCUUCUUCCGGUGUCGGUGGCGGACGACGUGGCGGCGGCGGCGGUGGCGGCGGCGAUCGUAACGACCGAGCACCUCGCAAGGAACGAACCGAAGACGACGAUUAGACGACAUCUAUCGCUAGCCCUCUCUCUUUAUCCUCUCCUCUCCACGCCCUUCUAGCGUAUACCCCCCUCCUCCCCUUCAUCGGCUGCAUUAUAGGGAUGGUGUGUCCAUACGGCGUAAUAUGGCAGGCAUUUUGCGUGGCGAAAAGAGAAGGGGACCGGAAAUAGGAAGGAUGAGAUGGAGGGGGGAGAGAAGGGGAGGAAAGGGGGGGAUUCAUUUGCUGCGAAUGAGGGUCCCCAAAGCUCGACUGCACGACGCGAUUUGGCCCGAGGCGGUACGACAGACACUAAUAACUAAUACGUUACUAAUGCUGUCGUUGUUCUCGCUCCCCUACACAAAUGAUCUUGGCCUCCCCCUACCACACCUGAGCUUUUUCUGCUUUUUUUUGUCUAAAAUCUUUUUUCAGCUUCGGGACAGGUCGCAAGGGCGGACGCGUAGGCGGGGAGGAUCCCGUAGAUCGGUGUUUGCGAACCGGUUCGCCGAGGCCGCGGCCGCGUGCGCUCUAUGGCGGGGGGGGGGGGGGAGGGCGACGGCGGCGGCUCCAUAUAGUAUAGAGGAUACAGAAAAGUUCUUAAGAUCUCGGGGUGGAUGAUAAGGGAAACGAACGAACAAUCAAACGUAGGCGAGGAUCUCCCCUUCUUCCUCCCCGCCGGACUCGACCUAAAUAAAUGCGUUAAAAGAUUACGAUGGCCUCCCC